GAAUGUCUAGUGCUGAGUCUUGGUAAAUUGCUGGAAGUUCCCACUAUAAGAAGCAUCCUAAUAACUGCUGUGUAUAUUUUCUUGCAGUGUUAUCAGAAACUCCACCCAGCUUCACCAUUACCGUGACGUCGGAGGCUGAAGAAAAUGAUGAAACUGUGCAGACUACUCUGAAGUUUACAUACAGUGAAAAAUACCCUGAUGAAGCUCCCCUUUAUGAAAUAUUCUCCCAGGAAAAUCUAGAAGAUAAUGAUAUCUCUGACAUUUUAAAAUUACUGGCAUUGCAGGCUGAGGAGAAUCUUGGCAUGGUAAUGAUCUUCACUCUUGUGACAGCCGUUCAGGAAAAGUUAAAUGAGAUAGUCGAUCAGAUAAAAACCAGAAGAGAGGAAGAAAAGAAACAGAAAGAAAAGGAAGCAGAAGAAGCAGAGAAGAAACUGUUCCAUGGCACUCCUGUUACGAUUGAGAAUUUCUUGAGUUGGAAGGCCAAGUUUGAUGCAGAGCUCCUGGAAAUUAAAAAGAAACGGAUGAAAGAAGAAGAACAAGCUGGGAAAAAUAAACUCAGCGGAAAGCAGUUAUUUGAAACAGAUCAUAAUCUUGACACAUCUGAUAUCCAGUUCCUGGAGGAUGCUGGGAACAACGUGGAGGUGGAUGAGUCCUUGUUCCAGGAAAUGGAUGAUUUGGAGCUGGAGGAUGGCGAGGAUGAUCCUGACUAUAAUCCUGUUGCCGCAGAGAGUGACUCAGACUGACAGACUGUCCCUGACUCCAGAGAGGCGUGACUGCCACAGCAUCUGUGGCUAUGCUGAGAGGGUUUGGAUCUUCCUUUCUUUUUUUUCUAAGAAAAAACAUAUUUUUUCAGGAGAAUAUUCUUCUGAUAGCUUUCAACAUUGAACUUAAUAAACUGCCCAUAAAAUUUCAACCAGAAAA
This is a messenger RNA of Cricetulus griseus (Chinese hamster), 921 nucleotides long. NCBI's taxonomy places the organism in Eukaryota, Metazoa, Chordata, Mammalia, Rodentia, Cricetidae. The record is from RefSeq and is a predicted model, not a curated record.